Messenger RNA from Candidula unifasciata, 465 nucleotides. NCBI's taxonomy places the organism in Eukaryota, Metazoa, Mollusca, Gastropoda, Stylommatophora, Geomitridae. The record is from the annotation of a GenBank genome assembly.
AUGGAAUCUGAACAUAAAGACAGUACUGUGGCGGCUACUGCUAGUCAGACUAGAAGGAAGAGUUCUCAAAAGGAGAAAGGACUGUCAGGUCGAAAGGUGUCCGUGAACCGACCUGCUAAAGAGCACACAUUCCUCACAGAUGUGGCCGAUGUUCGCACCAUGGAGCAUGGGCUCCUCCAGCUGCUGGAUGACUUCCAUUCUGGCAAACUUCAAGCUUUUGGGAACACUGCCACAUUUAACAAAAUGGACAGCAUUCGAGUGCAGCAAGAACAGUUGGCUAGGCAGCAUUUUGAAAUGGACCUUAUAUCAAAACCUAACGCUAACAGGUUAAGCACAGAAGAAUCUCACAAGGAAAAUAAUGAGAAAAUUGAUAAACUCAUCGAACAGCUUCACAAUUUAAGUGUAUCAGUACAAACUUUGCAGACUGAGAUGUCCAAGACAAACAUUGGCAAAGAUGAUGAAUAA